AACAAUCAACCAUGACGACCGAAUCGGGAUCAGACUCGGAAUCCAAGCCAGACCAGGAGGCCGAGCCCCAGGAAGCAGCAGGGCCUCAGGGACGAGCAGGGGCACAGCCUGGACCAGAGCCCGCCAGCGGAAGCAGCGAGGAGCCACCAGCGCUAGAGCAGUUCCCGGCAGCGGCCGCGCACAGCACCCCGGUGAAGAGGGAGGGCAGCGACAAGGACCGGGACUUGGCUGCCGCAGCCGCGAAACAACUUGAGUACCAGCAAUUUGAAGACGAUAAACUCUCUCAGAGAUCCUCCAGCAGCAAACUCUCACGGUCCCCGUUGAAGAUCGUCAAAAGGCCCAAAAGCAUGCAGUGCAAAGUGACCCUUCUGGAUGGAUCCGAGUACGGCUGUGACGUGGAUAAGCGCUCCCGAGGACAAGUACUGUUUGACAAAGUGUGCGAGCAUCUGAACCUGCUAGAGAAAGAUUACUUUGGUCUCACGUAUCGAGACGCCGAGAAUCAGAAGAACUGGCUGGACCCUGCCAAGGAAAUUAAAAAGCAGAUUCGAAGUGGUGCUUGGCAUUUCUCAUUCAAUGUGAAAUUUUACCCACCAGACCCUGCCCAGCUCUCAGAAGACAUCACCAGGUACUACCUCUGCUUACAGCUGCGUGACGACAUUGUGUCUGGAAGGCUGCCCUGUUCCUUUGUGACCCUGGCUCUGCUGGGCUCCUACACAGUGCAGUCAGAACUCGGGGACUACGACCCCGAUGAGUGUGGGAGCGAUUACAUCAGUGAGUUCCGCUUUGCACCAAACCACACGAAAGAACUGGAGGAUAAGGUGGUGGAGCUGCACAAGAGCCACAGAGGGAUGACACCCGCGGAAGCUGAGAUGCAUUUCCUGGAAAACGCCAAAAAGCUGUCUAUGUAUGGGGUAGACUUACAUCAUGCCAAGGAUUCGGAAGGAGUGGAGAUCAUGUUGGGAGUCUGUGCGAGUGGCCUAUUGAUCUACCGUGACCGGCUUCGGAUAAACAGAUUUGCUUGGCCUAAGGUCCUAAAGAUUUCAUAUAAAAGGAACAACUUUUACAUUAAAAUCAGGCCAGGAGAGUUUGAGCAGUUUGAGAGCACCAUUGGGUUCAAAUUGCCGAACCACCGGGCUGCCAAGCGCCUCUGGAAAGUGUGCGUGGAACAUCAUACCUUUUUCAGAUUAUUGCUACCAGAAGCACCUCCAAAGAAAUUCCUGACCUUGGGCUCCAAGUUCCGGUACAGUGGCAGAACUCAGGCGCAGACGAGAAGAGCCAGUGCGUUGAUAGACCGCCCGGCGCCUUACUUCGAGCGCUCCUCCAGCAAACGUUACACCAUGUCCCGCAGCCUGGACGGAGCCUCCGUGAAUGAAAACCAUGAAAUAUACAUGAAGGAUUCUAUGUCUGCUGCAGAGGUUGGCACAGGCCAGUACGCCACAACAAAGGGCAUCUCUCAGACCAACUUGAUCACCACUGUGACUCCAGAGAAGAAGGCUGAAGAGGAGCAUGGUGAGGAAGGGGACCGGAGGAAGAAGGCCGAGGAAGCCACCCCCGUCCCAGCCCUCCGGCUCGAGGGAAAGCCACCCAGGCAUGGCACCGACUCAUGCCCCUCAUCACCCCCAGCAGCCCACCUUGACCCUGCAUCUCCCACGGAGCUGCGCAGGAGGUGUAAGGAGAGCGAGCGCCCCUUUCCAGGUUCCGCGCUGCCCAAAGUUGAGCCAGCCUUGGAGUCCGACGGCCAGGGGAAGCCUUACUUAGGGGACCAAGAUGUGGCAUUUAGCUACAGGCAGCAGGCUGGCAAAGGAACCACGUUCUUCUCCUUCUCCUUGCAGCUCCCCGAGUCGUUCCCCUCGCUCCUAGAUGAGGACGGGUACCUCUCGUUCCCCAACCUGUCUGAAACCAACCUCCUGCCCCAGAGCUGGCAGCACUUCCUGCCCAUCCGCUCGCCCUCCCUCCUCCCCUGCUUCCUCUUCAUCUUCUUCUUCCUGCUGUCUGCCUCCUUCUCCGUGCCGUACGCCCUCACGCUCUCCUUCCCCCUGGCUCUGUGCCUCUGCUUCCUGGAGCCCAAGGCGGCCUCCUUGAGCGUCUCCCUAGACAAAGACCCGAGUGACAGUUCAGAGGAAGAGACGGACAGUGAGCGGACAGACACCGCUGCCGACGGGGAGACCAGUGCCACCGAGUCGGACCAGGAGGAAGAUACAGAGCUCAAGGCACAGGAGCUCGAUAAGACUCAAGACGAACUGAUGAAACACCAAACCAACAUUAGCGAGCUGAAGAGAACCUUCUUAGAAACCUCGACAGAAACUGCCUUAACCAACGAGUGGGAGAAGAGGCUUUCCACGUCCCCUGUGCGGCUGGCUGCCAGGCAGGAGGAUGCUCCCAUGAUUGAGCCGCUCGUGCCCGAGGAGACUAAACAGUCCUCUGGGGAGAAGCUCAUGGAUGGCUCGGAGAUCCUCAGUCUGUUAGAGUCGGCUCGAAAACCCACAGAGUUCAUAGGCGGGGUUUCCUCUACGACCCAGAGCUGGGUGCAGAAAGUGGAAACGAAGACAGAAUCCAUUGAAACCGAGGUGGCCUCCGCCCCGCACUCGCAGCCCCCCAGCACUGAGAAGGUGCUGCAGGAAACGGUCGUGGUGGAGGAGAGGCGUGUGAUGAACGUGCAGGGCAGUGGGGAUGCUUCUCACGCGGCGGGGGAUGACGCGGAUGCUGCAGAGUCCACACCCGUGGAUCCGCACAGCAUAAAAGGGACGGAAGCAGCCAAGGAAGAGAGAGGAGAGGUGGCCGACAAGUCUGUCCCUGAGCAGGAACAGCCUGCCACUGGCUCCCGCGAGGAGGAGCAGGUGGAGGCUACGCACCCUUCCGAGGCUUUGGAACAAAAGUCUCAUUUUGAGUCAUCCACUGUGAGAAUGGAAAGCAUGAGCGUGGGCGGUGUUUCUCCAGGAGGAGGCAAGCUCGACAUCUCUACCAAGGAAGUGCCAGUAGUUCACACAGAAACCAAAACCAUCACAUACGAGUCUUCACAGGUUGACCCUGGGGCCGAUCUGGAGCCAGGGGUGUUGAUGAGCGCCCAGACGAUCACAUCAGAAACCACUAGCACCACCACCACCACACACAUCACCAAAACUGUGAAAGGCGGCAUUUCAGAGACGAGAAUUGAGAAGCGGAUAGUCAUCACGGGAGAUGCUGACAUUGACCAUGACCAGGCUCUGGCUCAGGCAAUUAAAGAGGCCAAAGAGCAGCACCCCGACAUGUCAGUGACCAAAGUAGUGGUCCAUAAAGAGACAGAAAUCACACCAGAAGACGGAGAGGAUUGACCAGAGGAGUAACCCAGCUUGCACACGAACCCAGUCAUGUAAACCGUUAGGAAAACCGGAGCCUAUGUGGCGUUCCCUCUUCUAACCCAACUGACUUGCGUCUGUCCGUGGAAAAUUCCAGAAGAACUGACCUUGACCGUUAAUGAAAGACACUGGCAGAGAGAUCUUCCCGCAUAAAGCAAUCCGAAUCGGCAUCUCUAAACCGACACUGCAUGAAGCGAUGAUAAAAAAAAAAAAAAAUCACGAAAGAGCCGCGCCGCACUUUUAAUUUCCACCGAAAUCUCUGUUUUCAACCCGACCUGCACGUUCAUAGCCAACUGUGUAAACCGUGAUCUCAUGUAACACGACCACAACUCAUGCCCUACCAUAGUUUAUUAUUAAAGUCUCCACAAAACCACAGUCUCAUAGGUGACAAAUUCUGUUUACAAACAAAUGUUAACUACCCUAAAAUGCUAUCAGCCGUCUAGGUCCGGUGUGUCAGAUUUACCCCAGAUUAGAUGUGCCAAUAACCGACUUUAUUCAGUGAACAACUUGAAUCUUGUCCUUGUCUGAUCUGGUUUUAUUAUUCUCACCCGUAAGCAGUAAUGACUCUCUGACCCUCUAGAAAUGCGUAAUGCUUACAACCUUGCUUUGUGUCUCUAAUUUGUUAUAAGGUAGAAUUGAUUCUAGCACACUGAUGUAAUUUCUUCCUACGCCUUCACUCUGGUCUGCGUUCAAUCCAGAAAGAUUCCCAGAAUUUACCUAAGCAAACCCUCAAUAUGUACAUUAUCAUUGUUUGAGGAAGAAAACCUGUAUUUUUGUUAGUUUAUAAUAUUACGAAAAUCCACUCCAGGAAGAUCUGCCGGGCUGCUUUUUCUUGUUGUUUUUCUUUUCCUUGUAUUUUUUCAUUGAUUUUUUUUCUUCUUUUACUUGAACAAAAAAGGUGUUUUAUUUACAAAUCUGGUCCAUAUUUCCAAUCUAGUUCAGAGCCAAGCCUUAAAUUGUACAGAAUUUCCACUGUAAUUAAACUAUUUAGUGUCUAGUUAGAAAGAGCCUCCAGAAAGAUAUAUUCUCCAUUACGCUGUCUGCUGCAUCACAGCCCGUCCUGAAUCAUGUUACCGCAUCGCAAAAUAAAAAUGGCAAAUGCAUUGAAAGCUCUAA
This is a messenger RNA of Alexandromys fortis (reed vole), 4451 nucleotides long. RefSeq names its product erythrocyte membrane protein band 4.1 like 3 (gene Epb41l3). Bases 12 to 3311 code for a protein of 1099 amino acids. The transcript is spliced from 22 exons. Gene Ontology annotation, biological process: cortical actin cytoskeleton organization. Gene Ontology annotation, cellular component: cytoskeleton; plasma membrane. Gene Ontology annotation, molecular function: structural molecule activity; actin binding. The record is from RefSeq and is a predicted model, not a curated record. NCBI's taxonomy places the organism in Eukaryota, Metazoa, Chordata, Mammalia, Rodentia, Cricetidae.